GCUUUUCUCCGCCUUCGCUCCCCGCGACAGGCUUUCCUGGGAGCUGGAGCCAUAAGAGGUCCGGGGCAUAACAAGAAAUACACAGCGUAGAGUUUGGGGAAUUAAACCACCCGCAAAAUGGGACAUUUCACAAAAAUCCUUUUAGCAAGUAUCUGCGUCGGUCUCGUAGCCGUCAGGUGGACUGCACCCACGUUUGAUGCAGAAUCUCUCAGUGGUGCCAGGGUACUGGUGACUGGGGCCAGUACUGGCAUUGGUGAACAAAUAGCAUAUCAUUAUGCUCGAUUUGGAGCCCGGAUAGUUAUCACAGCAAGGAGGGAAAAAGUAUUACAGCAGGUUGCAGAGAAGUGCAUGAGUCUGGGAGCCCAAGAAGCGCUUUACGUAGCAGCAGACAUGGGCAAUGAGCUCGAUCCUGACAAAGUGGUCGAUUUUGCACUGGAAAAGCUUGGAGGCUUGGAUUACAUGGUUCUCAACCACAUUGGCCCGAGCCCCUUCAGCAUGUGGAACGGAGAUGUGGAACACGUCAGGUGGCUGAUGAAGGUUAAUUUCUUCAGCUAUAUUCAGAUGGCUUGGAAAUCUUUGGAGUCCCUUGAGAGAAGUAAAGGAUCACUGGUGAUUGUUUCAUCACUUUUAGGUAAAAUGACAAGUCCCUUUGUGGCGCCAUAUACAUCGACAAAAUCAGCCUUGAACGGUUUCUUUGGGUCCCUUCACCAUGAGCUAUCGAUGAAGAAGAGCAAUGUGUCCAUCACUUUAUGUACCCUGGGGCUCAUUGAUACUGAAGCAGCUAUGGAGAAAGUCAGGGAAAUCACAUCCGUACCGGCGUACCCCGCCUCAGAGGCAGCCUUGAACAUCGUCACUGCAGGAGCUAUGAGACAGGCAGAGGUCUUCUACCCUUGGACCACCUAUGUUGUGACUAUAAGCAAAGACUGGUUCCCUUCUCUCACAGACUAUAUCAUCCAGAACACCUACAAAUAUAAUCCAUGAAAACAUUUAUAUAUAUAUCGUACUUUUAUUGAUGUUCUUAUUUAGGGCGGUGUUUUGUAGGGCCAUUGUAGGUAAAAAUAAAAUAAAAAAAUAAAUACAUUUUAUACAGAGGAAAUUAAAAUCCCUGCAAAUUCAUUACUGUAAUCUCAGGAUAUGUGUUUUCUUGAGUUUCUUCUCAUAACGGUGCCAUCUUAAUCUCAAAGAAUAUCAGUUAUUUUAUAUAUCAAUCCAUGGGUAUGUGUGUAUGUAUCUGUAAUUUACUGGCUCUAUGAUUUCUUUUUCUUUCUUCCCUCUAAUACGCUGCUGUGUGUUCUUGAUUCGACACAUGGAGAUGUAAUAGGCUUACGUCUUUGACAUGAUAUUUAUAAUGUAGUCAUAUACACUGGAUACGAGUAUGGGCACCUCAUUUUAUCUACUACCCAAAUUAGCCAUAGUAUUGUAGUAUACUGAUUUAUUUUGCCCACGAAAUGAACAAAACAUGCAACAGCUGGAACUCAAGUUGCCUUCCAGACACAAUAACCUGCUGCUGCCACAAGAGGGUGUACAUUGAAAAUGAAUUCAUAUAUCUAUAUAUAUAUAUAUAUAAACUGUAUAUACAUAAAUAUAUAUACUAGUCCUGAGAGGUCCAGUUAUAUGAAGUCCCCAGGGGAGAAAUACCUAAAGGGGUUAGUUCCUAUCUGCACCCUACAGCCAGUUCUGUCCACGACCAGCUACUGCACCAGGACACUGUAGAAUGCUGAUUACGUUGUAAAAUGUCGUCUUUCAAAGACGUUUUGAAGGUUUAGAGGUGACGGGAACCAGGGGAGAGAAGAGGCAGGAAUGACAUGCAGGAAAGGUUGGACUUGAUCCCAUGAUGAUGUGAUCGGAGGAGAGGCGUAAACCGUUAAUGUUCAAAAUGUCUCGGGAUAAAUUGUUACAUGACUUGGGUGUAAUAAAAUGUAGAUGUUAAAAA
Scophthalmus maximus (turbot) is the source of this 1933-nucleotide messenger RNA. RefSeq names its product hydroxysteroid (11-beta) dehydrogenase 1-like a (gene hsd11b1la). Bases 118 to 981 code for a protein of 287 amino acids. Gene Ontology annotation, molecular function: oxidoreductase activity. The transcript has 6 exons. NCBI's taxonomy places the organism in Eukaryota, Metazoa, Chordata, Actinopteri, Pleuronectiformes, Scophthalmidae. Gene Ontology annotation, cellular component: intracellular membrane-bounded organelle. The record is from RefSeq and is a predicted model, not a curated record.